AAUCAAUUUAACGGUCAAGUGUGCAGUACCAUCGAAACUGUUUCCAAUAUGAAGGCGUUCAUUGUGUUGUCCAUGGCUUUGGCCAUCGCUUCCUGCGCGGCAGUCGACGAUUCCAACGGCAAGAAGGAGAAACGCGGCCUCUGGGAGUUGAGCGACGAUCAUAGCAACUUCGGAUAUGAUGACCAUCUUCACCACUACGACGAUCAUCAUCACACCGUGAAACACGUCACCAAGAAAGUCCCAGUUCCAUACCCAGUUGAAGUUGAGAAACAUGUCCCAGUUCCAGUGAAGGUCCCAUACCCAGUCCAUGUCGAGAAGAAGGUCCCAGUCUACGUCGAGAAGAACGUCCCAGUUUACGUCGAGAAGAAGGUCCCGGUUCAUGUUGAUCGUCCAGUCCCAUACCCAGUGGAAGUAAAGGUUCCAGUUGUACAGAAGGAAUACGUCGAGGUCCCGAAGCCAUACGCAGUUCAUGUUGAGAAGCCAGUUCCAGUGUACGUGCAGAAGCCGGUGUAUGUUGAGAAGCACGUUCCAGUGAAGGUGCACAUCAAGGAGCACAAAAAGCACUGGGAUCUGUUUUAAGGCGUUUGUUGAAUAGAAGGAUGGUUGGUUGAACAAGA
Molecule: messenger RNA, 617 nt
Organism: Wyeomyia smithii (pitcher-plant mosquito)
Lineage: Eukaryota; Metazoa; Arthropoda; Insecta; Diptera; Culicidae
Product: mantle protein-like
Exons: 2
Coding region: 49-579 (176 amino acids)
Source: RefSeq, a predicted model, not a curated record